Molecule: messenger RNA, 567 nt
Organism: Ipomoea triloba (trilobed morning glory)
Lineage: Eukaryota; Viridiplantae; Streptophyta; Magnoliopsida; Solanales; Convolvulaceae
Exons: 1
Coding region: 1-567 (188 amino acids)
Source: RefSeq, a predicted model, not a curated record
AUGUCUUCAAUUGCCAAACGUGAAUUUACUGAGCUUGCCAUUGAUGGUAGCAACUAUUUGACUUGGGCCUUAGAUGUUGAAAUGCAUUUGACAUCAAAGGACUUAAAGCAAACUAUUGCUGAUGAAUCACAAAGCACUGAUGCCCAGAAGGCACAAGCUCUUAUUUUCCUACGCCACCAUUUGAAUAACGAUCUUAAAAAUGAGUAUUUGACUGAAAAAGACCCACAUGCAUUAUGGAAGUCCCUGAAGGACCGAUUUGACCAACAACUAUCAAUUGUCCUCCCUCAGGCACAAUUUGACUGGCUGAAUCUGAGGUUUCAAGAUUACAAAUCUGUAAUUGAAUAUAAUUCAGCCCUGCACAAAAUUGUAUCACAGCUGAAGCUCUGCAAACAUGAAGUUUCAGAGUCUGAUUUAAUUGAAAAGACUUUGUCUACUUUUCAUGCGAGUAACCUUGUACUCCAGCAGCAGUACAGGGCUAAGAAUUAUGACAAACACUCUGAACUAAUUUCAGCACUUCUUGUGGCUGAAAAACAUAAUCAGUUGUUGAUGAAAAAUCAUAAUGCAUGA